AUGGCCCCGCGCGAGGCGUUCUACGCGCCGUUCAACGGCCCAUCGGACGUCCCCUCGCCAUUAACGUCGCCUCACUGGCUCCCCCUCGCUCCGCAUCCUGGCAACCCCGCUCCGCCGGCCCCACUCCGCCCACCACACCCCCCACCUCCAGAGGGAUGGACGCGGACCUUCCACGCCGUGCCGGCCGCCUACCCGCGGCAACUGAAGGAAGCGACUGGGACGUAUGGCCGCUCGUCGCAUCCGUUCCGUGAGAGUGGUCCUGAACCCAAGACGAGCGCAGAGCGUAAGGCCCGAUCGGAGAAGGAGGGAUUCAAGGCCGCUGAGGCGCGAUGGGGCGGCCACGAGUGGAGCAUGGACGAGGCGCUGGCAGCUUCGCCCAAGGGUCUCUUCGUGGCUGUGGAGCGGUGGCGCCGCGAUAAAUUACGUGGCGGACACACCGUCGUGUGCUCACAUGCGAACGGGAUGCAGAAGGAGCACUGGCAGCCCGUGUUGCGCCGAAUCAUCGCUUCGGAAGGAGGCGAGCCGGAUUACGCCUUUGGCACGGAUAAACCCCUCCCCGCCACGCCUGUGCUGCUGGACGAUAUCUGGAUGUUCGAUGAUGCCAACCACGGCGCCAGCGUCGACUUGAAUGCUGGGCUACUGGGUCCCGGCCAGAUCUGGGACGACACGGCGCGCGACCUCGUCAACUUUAUCGUACAUGUCCUCCCCGCUGCUAGGGAGGACGAGAAGAUGGCCAGUGCCUGCUUCCCCUGGCAUUUACCGUGGCAGUUGCCGUGGCGGCCUGAUGGCGACGCUCCAGCGAUCAAGGUCAUUGGUUUCGGGGCGAGCUUUGGUGGUCUGGCACAGGCACGAGCAGCGGCAUUCAUCCCGGACCGAUACGAGGGAUUGUUCCUCGCAGACCCCAUGCUCCCUCCCCGCACGAGGACGUGGGAAAACGUACUGGAAGAACCAGAAACCAUGCUCCUGCGCGUACGGCAAGCCGUCAAACGGCGCGACACAUGGUCAUCCCGCGAAGAGGCGCGGACCAGUAUGCUCAAGAGCCCAUUCUACGCCGCCUUCCAUCCCGAGCAGUUUGACCUUGUCGUCUCGCACGGCCUCGUCAAGGCCCCGAAUGGCGUUACAUUGGCUACGCCGGCAUGGUGCGAGGCUGCCGUGUUCUGUGAGGGAGUCUGUCACGCGCGUGGAUGGGACCGCUUACCGGGACUCAAUGUGCCGAUUGCGUUUUUCAUGGCGAGAGAGAACGACCGCACCAUGGGCGACGAGCUCACUCGCGAACUGGUGUGGCGCCCGCCGCUCGCUAGGAAUGAACGUAGCCUCAGCGCGGGCCACUUGCUCGUGCAGGAGGACCCGGAUGGGACUGCCGAGGCGGCCAAGCGCUUCCUCGCGACCCUGGACAGUGGGCGGUGGGGAAAUAGCCUUGAGGAGAUUCGCGCCAGCUACGAUGAAGAGACCAAGGCUAGGCUGUAG
Molecule: messenger RNA, 1467 nt
Organism: Cutaneotrichosporon cavernicola
Lineage: Eukaryota; Fungi; Basidiomycota; Tremellomycetes; Trichosporonales; Trichosporonaceae
Exons: 2
Coding region: 1-1467 (488 amino acids)
Source: RefSeq, a predicted model, not a curated record